AUGGACAGAUUCGAUACUUCCAAAGACCCACGCUUCAAGCGUGCACCACGACAUGUACGGCGCGUGCAAGUCGAUGGGCGGUUUGCCCGCAUGUUCAAAGAUUCACAGUUUGUGGAAACUCCGAAGGUUGAUGCUCGCGGCCAAAAGUUGAGCCGCCAAGCGGGAAAGCAGAAGCUGCAAGAGUUCUAUGAUCUAGCAGGCGUUGAAACCUCAAAAGCUCCCAAAGAAGCCAGCCUUGGUGUCAAGAUGGACGAGGAGUUUGAGGACCUGGAAGAAGCAGAGGAGGAAGAGGAGGAGUUACCUGAAGAGGACGAGGAGGAUGAGUCGGAGGAGGCUGAAGAGGAUCACACUUCUUCUGCCUGGAACGUCGGGCAAGAUAAUGUGCCAAGUGGUGAUGCAACCCGGCGGCUUGCCGUCAUGGGUUGUGACUGGGAUCAUGUUGCUGCCGGCGAUCUUAUGGUCAUGUUCCGGACAUACUUAAGCGCAGCUCGUUCCAAGAACCAAGCCGGUAAUGUCGAAAAGAUCAGCGUGUAUCCAUCUGAUUAUGGAAUUCAGCGCGCCGAGCGGGAGGCCAUCGAGGGUCCCUUAAUUGCCGACGAGAUGACCAAAGCCGACGAGGAGAAUUCAGAGGCGCAGCAAGAAGCGUUGAGGCGGUACCAGAUGGAUCGCACAAAAUAUUUUUGGGCUCUGGUCGAGUGUGAUUCAGAAUCCACCGCCACAUGGCUUUAUGAUGAGAUGGACGGAAUUGAGGCGGACGGCAUUUGUCCUGCCACCCUUGACCUACGUUUUGUGCCUGAUGAUUUGGUGCCUCCGCAUGAGCCGACGAGUGUGGCAACUGAAGUUCCGAAGAAGUUCUCAGGCCCAGCAAUGCUGCGGUCUGCAACUGGACACACCAAAGUGAAGUGCACAUGGGACGAGGCCCCACCUCAACGACGAAAAGAUCUCAUGAAAAAGAGAUUCUCCCCAGCGGAGCUGGCCGACAUGGACCUCCGUGACUACUUAGCUUCAAGCUCUGACGAGUCCGAGGCGAAAGGUGAAGCAGCAAAAGAACUGAAGGCUCUUGUGGCAAACAGUGACUCUGAGGGCGGUGGUGGGGGUGAUGAUUGCGAGGACAGCGAUUCAGAGAACCCAAGCAGCAAGCCGUCCAAAGCAGACGGAAACAUGGAGGAGCUUUCGGAACGUGCCCAGAAACAGGGCGGGCGUGGUGUGCACACCCUGGAGUCGGAAGAGCCCAAGAGUGCGUGGCAGAAGUAUUUGGAUAAGCGCAAGGAAAAGAGAAGGGAGAAGAGACAGAAAGCCAGAGAAGAAAAGGCCAAGCUUAAAGAAGACACUGGGAAGGAAGCCGGCAAGGGUCCGAAGCUGGAUAAGCAGAAUGGCCAAGAUGGGGGUGAAGAUUUGGAACUGCUGGUUGAAGCAGAGACAGCAGACGGAGCGCGAAGCUUCAACCUUCGGGGCCCGCAGCGGCGAGCACAUGAUCACGGUGUGAAGGAUGCAGCCGCAUUUCAGAUGGACGUCCAUGACCGUCGCCUUGAAAAGGUUUUCAACAGUGCCGACUUUGAGAUUGACCCCACCAAUCCUGAGUUCAGGAAGUCUGAAGGAAUGUCCGAAGUUCUCCGAGAAAAGCGCAAGCGCCGCACGAAGGCGGUGCCGAGAGCGAGCGCUGGAGAGGAGGCACCGCCAGCUACAAAGCUUGCGAAGCCCGCCAUGGCAGCUACGGCCGGUAAAGCCGGCUUGCAGCUCUUUGCAUCAACGAGGCCAAUCAGCAAAUCGGCUGAGGCCGGGAUGAACCUGGCUGAGACAGCUGAUGUUCAUGCGAGCGUUUCGAUGCCUCGAACCAAAAAGACGCGCAAGAAGAAAUCAAAAGUGUGA
Molecule: messenger RNA, 1869 nt
Organism: Symbiodinium pilosum
Lineage: Eukaryota; Dinophyceae; Suessiales; Symbiodiniaceae
Source: the annotation of a GenBank genome assembly